AUGUUGCAGCGCCCGGCCAACGUUCUGGGUCGCCGCGCCGAGCUUAUCGACCGUGGCCCGGAGCGCCCCUCCACCCAGAGAUUCAAGGCCGGCGAUGCCGCAGCUGUAGCCGUGCAGGAUCAGCCGGCCCCUGGCCCGGCUUGCGUAGUGGCCGUGGGAGGCAGCCUGCCGCCGGUGCACGGCGACCAGGCCAUGCUGGCGGUGAAGGAGAUCCAGGAGACCAGCAACCGGUGCCCGCCAGUCCAGCCCUGCCCCGCAAUCGCGCUGUCGCUACGCCAGAUGGUGCUAGAGAAUCUGAGGGGCCGCAAGCGCGAGCUGCAGCAGGCGGUGGGGGAGGGCGUGGCGCCGCACGAGCGACCGCCGGUGACGGCCAGCCUCCAGGCCAAGUUUGAUGACCGCGACAGCGCCUCGUUGCUGGUGUAA
This is a messenger RNA of Chlorella variabilis, 423 nucleotides long. RefSeq names its product expressed protein. Bases 1 to 423 code for a protein of 140 amino acids. The record is from RefSeq and is a predicted model, not a curated record. The transcript has 3 exons. Lineage: Eukaryota; Viridiplantae; Chlorophyta; Trebouxiophyceae; Chlorellales; Chlorellaceae.